AUGUGUAUUUGAGUGAGAGAGAGCCCUGUGUGCAGCACUGUGCUAGAGGAGUUGCUAGAAACGUGUGAACCGCUGAACUCCCGCGUGCGCAUCACCCAUCAAUGGGGAGAAACAAGCGCGCGCGCGCUCGAAAAAACCUAUCCGCUUAACGGAACUUCACCGCGUCCGUGCGCGCGCUGCCGCCCCGCUGCAGACGGACUCCUAUCUCUUUAUUUAUCUGAGUGAAACUGCUGAAAGGAAAAAAAAAAAAGAAAGAAGGAAAUCGGGGAAAGAAGGAAAUAAAUAAUAAAAGAAGUCGCGGAAGGAAAGUAGGCAGCGCGCACGCGAGGAGUGAGAGCUUUCAGCGGAAUUACAGUUGCUGAGAACAUGCUGAAAGGGAAACUGUCUAUAGACAGUCUUUGCAGGCUGCUACAUACAGCUGUGCGAGAGGACGUAUUCCAGCCUGCAUGGCGUACACAAUGGGCUCGAGGCCCAACGCCGGCCCCGCCAUUGGCGCUCAGCACUGUGUCACCAAGGUGGAGCUCUCCGUCUCCUGCAUGAACCUGCUGGACCGUGAUGUUGCCUCUAAGUCCGACCCAUUCUGCGUGCUUUUCCAAGAGGUGGACAGUAACUGGGUGGAGCUGAGCCGAACAGAGACAGCAGUAAACAAUCUUAACCCUGUUUUCGGAGUGAAGUUCCAGGUGGACUACCACUUUGAGGAGGUCCAGAAGCUAAAGUUUGCCAUGUUUGAUGAGGACAAGUGCAGCAGCCAGCUGUAUGAACACGACUUUCUGGGAGAGUUCAUCUGCACACUGGGAGUGAUUGUGUCCAAUAAGAAACUUUACCGGCCUCUUACCUUGGCCAACGGCAAACCAGCGGGAAAGGGAGCCGUCACGAUAACAGCCCAGGAGUUAUCAGAUAACAGAAUAAUCACGCUGUCCAUGUGUGGGAGAAAACUGGAUAAAAAAGAUUUCUUUGGUAAAUCAGACCCUUACCUGGAGUUCCAUAAACUAGGAGAUGAUGGGAAAUGGAUGCUGGUCCAUAGAACAGAGGUGAUUAAAAAUACGCUGGACCCUGUAUGGAAGUCGUUCACUGUGCCACUGAUUUCUCUCUGCAAUGGUGAUGUGGACAGAAACAUCAAGGUGAUUUGUUAUGACUACGAUAACGAUGGAGGCCACGAUUUCAUUGGAGAAUUUCUCACCACAGUGACCAAGAUGAGUGAAGCACAAAAUUCAUUAGAGGUAGAGUUUGAAUGCAUCAAUCCUAAAAAACAAAAGAAGAAAAAGAACUACAAGAACUCUGGAAUCAUCAUUUUAAAGUCCUGCAAGAUUACGAGGGAUUACUCAUUCUUGGAUUAUAUCCUGGGAGGCUGUCAGCUUAUGUUCACUGUUGGCAUUGACUUCACAGCUUCAAAUGGGAACCCCAGGGAGCCGUCCUCAUUACACUACAUCAACCCGAUGGGCAGCAACGAGUAUCUCUCUGCCAUCUGGGCCGUGGGACAGAUCAUACAGGACUAUGACUCAGACAAAAUGUUUCCUGCGCUCGGAUUUGGUGCUCAACUCCCGCCUGACUGGAAGGUGUCCCAUGAAUUUGCUAUCAACUUUGACCCUACCAAUCCGUUUUGCGCAGGAGUUGAGGGCAUCGUUCAAGCAUAUUCCAACUGUUUACCUCACAUCCGCUUUUAUGGCCCAACUAACUUUGCCCCCAUAAUCAACCACGUGGCGCGCUUCGCCUCACAGGCCCUGCAGCAGGACACAGCAGCGCAAUACUUCACAUUGCUAAUCAUUACCGACGGCGUGAUCAGUGACAUGGACGAAACACGCCACGCGAUAGUUCAAGCCGCCAAACUGCCCAUGUCCAUCAUCAUUAUCGGAGUGGGCAAUGCUGACUUUGCAGCAAUGGAGUUUCUGGAUGGAGACAGCAGCGUAUUACGUUCCUACACUGGAGAAGAGGCGGUCAGAGACAUAGUGCAGUUUGUCCCAUUCAGGGACUUCCGCAAUGCUCCGAAGGAAACUUUAGCCAAAUCGGUAUUGGCCGAGCUGCCUCAACAGGUUACCCAGUAUUUCAAACAGAGGAACCUGUCGCCUAGAAACACGAUGCCAGAGUGAAAGUUUGAAGCGUGGAGUUCACACUGCAUGUUGCCAAAAUCUCCUUACUGUUUACAUACUUACUGUUUCCUUGACCAUUUUGAAGGACAAAGCGCAUGCCUUUCUAUAAAUGAUUGUUUUUAAUAAAUAAAUUAAUGUUUUUAUUUAUUGGUUUUACAUAUGCCAAGUUCUAAAGCAAGAUGCAAUGUAAGGUUGGUUGUUUGUGUGUGUGUGUUAGACACUAACUCCUCUGACGCAGAGGUUCUUAUCUCCAGUCCUCAGCAUGACAGGAACAGCUCAUGAACCAGCAGGAUGUGUUUAAGAAAAAAAAAGAGAACGUUCAAACUCAAAAGGCACUGAGAACCUAAGAAGAGGAACCCCUGCUAAAUAUUUAUAGAGGAGCAGAAAACCCUUGAAUGUAUAUUUAUGUGUUUCAAGAGAUAUUUCGUAAUUGUAAUCUUUUCAGUAGUGCUUUGUAAUCCGUCAGUUGUAUAGUACCAUGGUCAAGGUGAUGUUUUUUGCUUUUAUACAGUUUGGUCAGUUUUUCCUUUUUUUUUUUUUUUUUUUUUAAGUACUCAGGUCAAUAAAUUUUACUUGAGGUGUUGCUAGCAGUCUUUGUUUUUUGUGUAAUUCCUCAUAAAGUUUUUUAAUCUGCAAUCUAGUUUUAGCAGGGUAUGCAGAGCACACUUCUGCAAUUAGCG
Messenger RNA from Clarias gariepinus (North African catfish), 2767 nucleotides. RefSeq names its product copine II (gene cpne2). Gene Ontology annotation, molecular function: calcium-dependent phospholipid binding. Gene Ontology annotation, biological process: cellular response to calcium ion. The record is from RefSeq and is a predicted model, not a curated record. Gene Ontology annotation, cellular component: plasma membrane. NCBI's taxonomy places the organism in Eukaryota, Metazoa, Chordata, Actinopteri, Siluriformes, Clariidae. The transcript is spliced from 17 exons. Bases 447 to 2087 code for a protein of 546 amino acids.